AUGAAAUUAUUUCCUUAUCUUAACAAAAUAUGCGUAUUAAACUUAUAUUUUCUAAAGAUGGAGAAACCAUCAAUGUAUUUUAGGAAUAAUAAAAUAAAAAAAAUACAAAUACAAUAUGAAGAAAGAGAAAAAAAUGAUCAUAUGAAAAAUUUUACCUUAGAUGAAAAACAAGAAAAUAAUGAUAUAAUAAUAUAUAAAAUUAAUAUUAAAAAUGAACAAAAUUCUUAUCCUUCAAACGAUGAGAUAAAAUCACAUUUUAAUGAUAAACCACAUGACGUUAAUGUAUAUAACAACAUUAAUAUAAACAAAAAGGAAAAUAAAAAAGAAUAUAUGAAUCAUUCAUUAUUAAAUAAAAGAAAAGUUAAAACAGAAUAUGUCAUAAAACACAAACAAAUUAAAAGAGAAAAAGAUGAAACAGUUUUAGAAGAGUAUAUUAAACAUAUGGAGGAGUUAAAGAAAAAGACAAACAAAAAUAAGAAUGUUAAAAAUGAAAAAAGUAAAGAUGAUAAAACAAAUAUAAAUUUAAAAAAUAUAGAUGAAAAACUUGUCGAAUUUAAAAGGGCACAUUUUUUGUUAACAUAUAAUAAAUUAAAAGAAAUGAGAAAAGAUAUUAUUGCUCCUGUAGAUAAAUAUGGAUGUGAUAAAUUAAGUGAAAAAACAAAUGACAUAAAAGUAUUCAGGUUUCAAACAUUAAUUUCAUGUAUGCUCUCAUCAAGAACAAAAGAUGAAGUGACUGCAAUGGUAAUGGAUAAAUUAAAAAAACACGGAUUAACUGUUCAUAAUAUUUUAAAUACAACAGAAGAACAAUUGAAAAAAUUAAUUUAUGGUAUUGGAUUUUAUAAUGUAAAAGCGAAACAAAUUUUGCAAAUUUGUCACAUUUUAAAAAAUAAAUAUAAUUCAGAUAUUCCACAUACAUAUGAAGAAUUAAAAAAUUUGCCAGGUAUAGGAGAAAAAAUCGCACAACUCAUUUUACAAACCGCAUUAAAUAAACAUGAAGGAAUAGCAGUGGAUAUACAUGUACACAGAAUAGCUAACCGAUUAAAUUGGGUAAAUUCUAAAAAUGAGCUAGAUACACAAAUGAAAUUAAAAAGUUAUGUACAGAAGGAAUUGUGGUCAGAAAUAAAUCACGCUCUCGUGGGAUUUGGUCAGGUUAUUUGUAAGGGAAAAAAACCUUUAUGUGAAAAAUGUACACUUACAAACCAUUGUCAGUAUUAUCAAGAUACCUCAACCAAACAGGAAAAUAAAUCAAAAAAAAUUUAA
Molecule: messenger RNA, 1260 nt
Organism: Plasmodium adleri (nom. inval.)
Lineage: Eukaryota; Apicomplexa; Aconoidasida; Haemosporida; Plasmodiidae
Product: endonuclease III homologue, putative
Exons: 1
Coding region: 1-1260 (419 amino acids)
Biological process (GO): base-excision repair; nucleotide-excision repair; base-excision repair, AP site formation
Cellular component (GO): nucleus
Molecular function (GO): DNA binding; DNA-(apurinic or apyrimidinic site) endonuclease activity; 4 iron, 4 sulfur cluster binding
Source: RefSeq, a predicted model, not a curated record